UCAACAGGGGUCGAGAUACUAGGUUGCCAACGACUCCACCAAGAUUCCACAUUUGCGAUCUAAUGAAAAAGUUUGAGGCCUGUCAACGCUCUGGAUGAAACCAUAGAGGUGUCCAAGUUCUAGGUGAACCGCAUGGCAGGUUGUCGCACGCCCCCUCGGGGGUCCAAACCGUAUAGAGAAGGUGGCACAGCAUCGACGGCUAUCACUGGCAGUUGGUGGGCCAUGAAGCUCUAGAGGCUAUGCUAUGUAUAUCCAGAUGAAGAGCUUCCAUCUGAUAAAAGGAUCCAGAUUCGCCAAACGAUUUUUUGAGAAUCGGCAAGAAUUGGAUCACCACAACUAUUCUUUCUCCAUCUCCAAGUGAAGCCACCAUGCCAUCUGCUGUGGAACUUGAAUCGCUGGCCGUCGAGGUCCCUGAGACCCAGGCCAAGCUGAACUCGACCUCUUCCACCCCUCCUCUUCCUGUUACUGUUCCUUCAGUUUCUCUCACCACUGGCGUAGAUGCAGCCGCUCUUCAGACAGCGUCCAAGAUUCUUCACAUCAUAGACCGGUAUCGUCUGAAACGGUCGGUAGACACCGCUGCCAAAGCUGAUGAGGGAGCCUUGAAGUUUCUCGCCCUCAUUUACACUCAUGUCAAAGCCGGCGAUGUCGUACCCAUGUGCCUGCCCGCCUUUCCCUUCAAGUCACCAAACUCUCAGUCCAAAGUGUUGGGCAAGCUGCCUGAUCGAGCAGAGGAGCUGGCUCUGGCACAUCUCAACGGCCUUUGUCUAGCUAUUCAAGACAUCUACCCUCCAGGGGCAAACCUCACCAUCAUCUCAGAUGGCCUGGUAUACAAUGAUCUGCUCGGCGUCCCAGACAAAGAUGUGUGGAACUACGGCGAAACACUGAGAGCUCUAGCCGCAGCAAAGGGGUACAAACAUAUUUCCUUCUCACGUCUUCGAGAUCUUGUAACAAUUCAGUUGCCAGAGCAGCUCGACGAAAUGACAUAUGUCGCAAACGCAUCGAACUUCCGACGAGCAUUGCUCAAUACCUUCAGCCGACCCGACUGGGAAUGGAAGACUGUUAGCCAGAGCGAAGAUGUCUGCUUGACGUAUAGAGGAUACAUCAAGUUCUUGGAGACGGAUCUUGAGACUGUGUAUCCAAUUGGGGAUGAGCGCAGCAAGACCAAGUAUAAGCGAGGUAUCGAAUACAUUGCCAAGCAGAUGAUGGCCCGUGGAGAUGCAUUCGCCAGCGCAGUUCGACAAAAAUACAAAGACUCGGUCCGACUGUCGAUACAUCCAUCUACUGGGGCAGCCAAGCUGUCCAUCAGCUUAUUACCCACCGACACCACGUACACAACACCUUGGCAUUGCGCGGUCGCAUAUAGACUAGAUGGCACUACGACUACCGGCAUGCGGUCCGAUUUCGAGAAUGACGAGUCAUUCGAACUCGUCUACGAAAACGGCCGACCCAGCUAUUACCGCGAGAAAUCAGAUCUAUUUUCGUGGGGCGCUGAGAAAGGUGGCGUUGUCUUUGAGCCAUUGUAUCCAUCUGGAUUCCUCGCCAAGCCUGCAAGGGGUCCCUAUAGCAUGACAAUAGACGACGUGGAUGCCAAAAAGGUUCGCCUAUUAUCGGAGAUCAACUCUCCUGUAAUCCUUCGUGGUUUCAUUAAGAAGCCGAACAAGGAACAAUUCGCCAAAAAAUCAGAAGAGUUUGGCAAACCCACAGCUUGGAAGUUUGGCCUCAUCCUGGAAGUCAAGGAUCAAGGGACGAACAGCUCGGGUCUUAAUAAUGUGCUCUCUCGCGAGUGGAUGCCUUGGCACUAUGAUGGUUUGUUCAAAACCGUCAAGCAAGUGGAUGAGAGCGGUGAGGAGACUCUUGUCUCAACACCACCUCGAUUCCAGAUCUUUGUUGGAGCUACUUCGAGCCCCCGUGAUACGGGAUUUACGCUCUUUGCAUCGUCUACGCUUUUCCUCAAGUAUCUUCCAGACUGGCUGAGGCUCGGAGCGCUGUCGGAGAUGACUUGGACGGUUUCAACAGCCUCCUUUAAUGCAACCGUGCUCAAAGGUCUUCCAAUGAUCGUAUCCCACCCAACGACAGGAAAGCCGUGUCUCAGGUAUCACGAGCCGUGGCCUCAGUCUAAGACCCAGUUCGAGCCCACGAACGUCACCAUUGACGGGCUAAAAGCUGCUGACAGUUCGGCGAUCUGCGAGGCCAUCGACUCGGUCCUUCACGACAGAAGAGUGGCCUACUAUCAUGUCUGGGACAAGGGAGACAUUGUGGUGAGCGACAAUAUCCUGAUGAUGCACACGCGGAGUGACUUUAACUCCGGAAGUGAUCGGGAGCUCUGGCGGAUCCAUUUUGACUAAGUGAGGAUGCUUGGCGCAUUAGAGUUGUUUUUUCCACAGGCAGAGGGUUUGUCUGUAUUGCAUUGGUGUUAGCACUUUGAUUCCAGGUUAAUUUACCAUACAUAGCAAGUCUCAAUAUGAUUGCAUUACCAG
Messenger RNA from Trichoderma harzianum CBS 226.95, 2477 nucleotides. RefSeq lists its product as hypothetical. The transcript is spliced from 4 exons. Lineage: Eukaryota; Fungi; Ascomycota; Sordariomycetes; Hypocreales; Hypocreaceae. Gene Ontology annotation, molecular function: oxidoreductase activity. The coding region runs from base 369 to 2345 and encodes 658 amino acids. The record is from RefSeq and is a predicted model, not a curated record.